AUGCUCAAAGGCGUAAAGCUCUGGCCCUCAUCGUCGGGCACGGCGCCUCCUUCGACCCAGCCCUCCAAGGAGACUGCUCAGCCUACCUUGUCCCCCUCGAGCUCGUUCAACCCCCUCGGCGGCCCGCAAGACCAGGCGACGCCGCGCGCUUCCAACACGCCAAACCCGUUCGACUCGGCGCCCCAGCAGGUCCCGACAUCGCCCGCUCCUGGCCUCGCAAAGGCCACUUCGGCUCUCUCGCUCACGGGCAACUCCCCUGCGGGCAGCCUGAACGGCAUGCGCACCCCGACUGCAGUGGGCUUUGGGCCGAUUGGCACUCCUGGAGUUGCACCGCCCACCACAGGUGUGACGAUCGGUGACACGCUCGGCGGCGUCGGUGGUCUAGGGUUUGGUCUCCACGAGCCACCCAAGAUGCUCAAGGCGCAGUCGUCGCUGCAGCAUGGCUCGGGAACGCACACCCCACAAGAGUCGGGCGUGGUGACCCCCGGUGGCGACGCCAGCACCGAUAUCGUCCCCGGAUCGGGUGGGCCGUCGAUCCGCGGCACACUCAACGUCAAGCUCAUCCAGGCCCGUGGCCUGAGCGUCUCGCUCGUCGACAACCCCGACCCGCAGCCCUACGUUGUGAUGCAGUUUGAGCAAAACGAGUUUGUCUCGCGCGCUCCUCACUCGGUCUCCAACCCGUCUCACGUGCCGUUCACCCAGUCGCAGCCCCAGCCGCUCAAGGGAUCCACGUCUUCUGGUGGUCUUGGCUCAAUCACCCGUGCUUUCGCCGACGCCAUGGGUCGCAAGAAGGACACUGGAGCUCGCACGCCAAAGGACGAGGGCAACGCGCAGGCUGGAUGGCUCGGCAAGCCCGGCCCAGGCGACCCUAUUUGGAAGGAAGAAGUCACCUUCGACCUCACGCAGGCAACGUCUGCCAUCCUCGUGUCCGUCUACGACCGCAACAAGGCCGGCGAGGGCUUCCUCGGCAUGCUCCAGAUCAAGCCGGUCCUCAAGGACGGCUUCACCCUCGAUCAAUGGUACACGCUCGCCACCCGUGGCAGUGAGACUGUGACUGGUGAAAUCUGGAUCCAGACCACUUUCACCGCGCUCCGCAACAAGGUCCAUCUCAAGCCUGCCGACUUUGAGUUCCUCAAGCUCAUCGGCCGUGGAACGUUUGGCCGUGUCUUCCAGGUCCGCAAAAAGGACACGAAGCGCAUCUACGCUAUGAAGGUGCUCUCGAAGAAGGAGAUUGUGGCCAAGAAGGAGGUCGCCCACACCAUCGGUGAGCGCAAGAUUCUGCAGCGCUCCCUCGAAUGCCCCUUCCUCGUCGGCCUCAAGUUUUCGUUCCAGACCGAAAAGGAGCUCUACUUUGUCACCGAUUACAAGUGCGGCGGCGAGCUGUUCUGGCAUCUCCAGAAGGAGGGCCGCUUCUCAGAGGACCGCGCCCGGUUCUACAUUGCCGAGCUUGUUUUGGCACUCGAGCACCUCCACAAGUACAACAUUGUGUACCGUGACCUCAAGCCCGAGAACAUUCUUCUCGACGCCACCGGCCACAUUGCCCUUUGCGACUUUGGCCUGUCCAAGCCCGACCUGAGCAACGACCAGCUCACCAACACGUUCUGCGGUACCACCGAGUACCUCGCUCCCGAGGUUCUCCUCGACGAGAAGGGUUACGGCAAGCACGUCGACUUUUGGUCGCUCGGUGUGCUCCUCUUUGAGAUGUGCUGUGGUUGGUCGCCGUUCUACGCCGAGCAGACCCAGGAGAUGUACCGCCUCAUCUGUUACGGCAAGAUUCGCUUCCCCAAGCACGUCAUUGGCGACGACGGCAAGCAGUUUGUCAAGGGUCUUCUCAACCGUAACCCGCAGAACCGUCUUGGAGCCAAGCGCGGCGCCGCCGAGCUCAAGGAGCACCCCUUCUUCAAGGACAUUGACUGGGACCUGCUGUACAAGAAGCAGAUUACGCCCCCGUUCAAGCCCAUUGUCGACUCUGACGAGUCGGUUGCCAACUUUGACCCCGAGUUUACAAACUCGUCGCUGUUGGAUGCGGGCGUCGACGUCCACAACGACGAGGACUAUAUGCCUCAGCAGCCUGGCAAGCACUCGUAUGUUGGCCCCGGCGGCAGCCUGUCCAAGCCGUCGUACAUGGGCCAGGCUGGUAUGGCUAUCAAGCCCCAACGCCCGGCCGGCCAGCACAACGGCAGCCCCCUCACGUCGUCGGUCCAGGAGAACUUCCGCGGAUUCACGUACAUGGGCGAGUCGGUCAUGCCCUCUUCGUUCUUUGGCGACCGCGACCAUGGCAUGGAGGAUGUGGAGGAGGACAACGAAGAGGCUGUCGAGGACGACGACGAGUACUCGGACGAGGACGAGAUGGAGGGCCAGCGCACGCGCAGGCAAAGCGAUGUUGACAUGGAGUAA
Messenger RNA from Apiotrichum porosum, 2397 nucleotides. RefSeq lists its product as uncharacterized. Lineage: Eukaryota; Fungi; Basidiomycota; Tremellomycetes; Trichosporonales; Trichosporonaceae. The record is from RefSeq and is a predicted model, not a curated record. Bases 1 to 2397 code for a protein of 798 amino acids. Gene Ontology annotation, molecular function: protein serine/threonine kinase activity; ATP binding. The transcript is spliced from 4 exons. Gene Ontology annotation, biological process: protein phosphorylation.